GGAAAGCACAAAACCCGCGGAACUGUUCAAUGGGGCGAUACAGCUCAAUGUUCCGUGAAGACACCCCACUUAUCUGACUGGAUGCUUUUGAAUGAAACGUCGAAGCUGUCUGUUGAGCAAGUACAUGAUGUCGAAAUCUGGUUCAGCAUCACAUAAACCAGCCAAGAGCAAGAACACACCACCCUGUGGUUCAAUCUCCAGCAUCCUUAAAGGAACUCACAUCGAUGAAGAAGUCAAGAUAGCAGUGAACCUCUGUCUGGAGAAGUUUCGCUACAGUGACGAAAAUGAGAUGGAAUUUCCCUCCUCCUUUACCAGUACUGAGAGGGCUUUCGUUCAUCGACUGGCACAGUCCCUGGGUUACAUUUCUAAGAGCAAAGGAAAAGAACCACAUCGUUUCCUCACCAUCAGGAAGAAGAAUGGUUUAGAGAAACCUCGGCCAACCAUGCUUCUCACAGUCUCCCACAAUUCCUUAUAUUUCAUUCGCAGCUUACUUCAGAGGUUUCCCACCAAUAAGGAACGUAUAGACAUGCAGCCCUACAUCACAAGUGGUAUGUCUGUGGCUGCUGAACCUGAUAAUAGUUAUGACAAGAACAAGGCAAGCGGCCGCUUAAACAAUGGCAUACCCAUGGUGCCUCGGAGGAGGAAUCCGUCAGAACUGGACAGUUUUCGAUGCUCUCUGCCUGUGCAUGAACGCCAGGAGGAGAUCAUCCAGCUCAUCAGAGAAAACAGGGUGGUGCUGGUAGAGGGAGAGACCGGUUCUGGAAAAACUACACAGAUCCCACAGUUCCUGCUAGAUGAGUGCAGCAGGACUGGAGAACCCUGCAGGAUCUUCUGCACUCAGCCCAGACGCCUGGCUGCCAUUGCUGUGGCUGAGAGAGUGGCAGCUGAGAGAGGAGAGAGCGUGGGCCAGACUGUCGGUUAUCACAUCAGACUAGAGAGCAGGGUCUCCCCCAAGACACUGCUGACCUUUUGCACCAGUGGAGUGUUCCUCAGAACAUUGAUGGCUGGAGAUAGCAGCCUGACAACUGUCACACAUGUAAUAGUGGAUGAGGUGCAUGAGCGUGAUGGUCUGACUGACUUCCUGCUCACUAAGAUGCGGGAUGUGCUUCAGAAGAUCCCCACACUGAAACUGAUCCUCUCCAGUGCAGCUCUGGAUACAGACCUGUUCCUUCAAUACUUUGGCUCCUGCCCUGUCAUCCAACUCAAAGGAAGACAGUUUGAAGUGAAGGAAGUCUUUCUGGAGGACAUUCUGAGGCUGACUGGCUUUAAUAAGGACAUGAGAAAAUUCAAGGAAGAGACACAGAGAAAGGAAAAGAAGCAGAAAUGUUUGAUGGAGUGGUGUAUGGCAGUAGAGCACAGUUCUGUUGAGGAGAAACCGAGGACUCCUGUGUCUGCCCCAGGCGUCCUCCAGGACAGCAGCUCCUUGGACAGAGGGGACAGCACUUUCAACAAGCUGAAUGAGAAUGAUACAGAACAUCUGGAGCCAUGGCUGCGGAAGGAGAUGGACUCAAGCAUUUCCAGUGUUUUCCUCAGUGAAGACCAGGUUGCUUUCAUUCAGCUCUUCAACCUCAUCCUCUAUGAAGGUGUUAACGUGGACUACAGGCACAGUGAGACAGGGGCCACACCUCUGAUGGUGGCAGCAGGUCGAGGGUUCCUCACUCAGAUGGAGCAGCUGCUCAACAUGGGGGCAGACAUCAACAUGAAGGCCUCCAACGGGUGGACAGCCUUAGACUUUGCCAAACACUUCCAGCAGACAGAAGCUAUGGAUCUACUCCAGUCAUCAAUUCCUCUGGGAGAGGUGAGCAGCCUGGAAGAGUCCACUCUGGUGCAGUGUGGCAGUGCAGAGCUGAGCACUGAGGAACAGGAGCUGCUCAAACUGUACCACCACAGCUUUGAUGAUGACCGUGUGGACCUGGACCUCAUCAUGGAUGUGCUGCACAACAUCUGCUCCACCACCACUGAUGGUGCUGUCCUGAUUUUCCUUCCUGGAUACGAUGAGAUAGUGGCACUCAGGGACCGCAUCCUGUAUGACGAUAAGAGAUUCUCCACCCUCUCUGAGAGAUACCAGGUGUUCACUCUACAUUCAGACAUGCAGACUCUGGAUCAGAAGAAAGCCAUGAAGCCCUCUCCACCUGGUGUCCGGAAGAUAAUUCUUUCAACCAACAUUGCUGAGACAAGCAUCACCAUCAACGAUGUGGUCUUUGUCAUUGAUUCAGGAAAGGUCAAAGAGAAGUCCUUUGAUACCCUCAGCCGUGUAUCCAUGUUAAAGAGAGUUUGGAUCUCGAAAGCCAGUGCUCUGCAAAGGAAGGGAAGAGCUGGGCGAUGCCAACCAGGGAUAUGCUUUCACCUCUUCAGUCGACUCAGGUUCAACAAUAUGCAGGAAUUUCAGGUUCCACAGCUGCUGCGGAUGCCUCUGCAGGAACUGUGUCUGCAAACCAAACUGCUGGCCCCCUCGUCAUGUCCAGUAGCUGAGUUCCUGUCCAAAGCUCCACAACCUCCUGCUGGACAUGCCAUCAGGAGUGCUGUGCAGAUGCUAAAGACAAUAGAUGCUAUGGACCAGUAUGAAGACCUGACAGAUCUGGGCUAUCACCUGGCCGACCUGCCUGUGGAGCCCCACCUGGGCAAGAUGGUGCUGUGUGCUGUGGUGCUCAAGUGUUUGGACCCCAUUCUAACCAUUGCCUGUAUACUGGCCUAUCGCGACCCCUUCGUCCUUCCUGCCCAGGGCUCUCAGAAAAAAGCUGCUCUACUCUGCCGCAAAUGGUUUACCUCUAACACCCUCAGUGACCACAUGGCCCUGCUGAGAGCCUUCCAGGCAUGGCAGAAGGCCCGCAGUGACGGCUGGGAGAGAACCUUCUGUGAGAAGAACUUCCUGUCCCAGGCCACCAUGGACAUGAUACUUGGCAUGCGGACACAGCUGCUGGGACAGCUCCGUGCCAUUGGUUUUGUGCGAGCCCGUGGGGGCAGUGACAUCCGCGAUGUGAAUCUGAACUCUGAAAACUGGGCUGUGGUGAAAGCAGCCCUGGUGGCUGGCAUGUAUCCAAACCUGGUCCAUGUCAACCAGGAGUCCUCCUUGCUCUCUAGUAACAGGGAGAAGAAGGUCCACUUUCAUCCCACAUCAAUCCUGACCCAUUUCAAGGAGAACAGCCCAGCCAAAUUGGCCCAGGCCCUUCCCACAGACUGGUUGAUCUACGAUGAGAUGAGCCGAGGUCACAGGAUGGCCACUGUCCGCUGUUGCUCCAUGGUGACUCCCAUCACUGUGGCCAUAUUUACAGGCGGUGCAAUACAACCCAGCUCUGCCCUGCAGGAACCUGCUGUACAGAAAGCUAAAGACAGUCUGCUUGUUGACACCAGUGACAGUGAGACAGAGGACCUAGCUGAAAUGAGAGUUGAUGAUUGGCUCAUCUUCCAGUUGGACAGAGAGGCUGCAGGACUGGUGUGUGAAUUGAGGCAGAAGUGGCAGAGUUUGUUCAUCAAGAGGAUCCGUUGUCCUUCAAAACCCUGUUCUCAACAAGACGAGGCCAUCCUACGGACCCUGGUUUCUGUUCUUGCAGCAGAGGAGCAGGAAGCAGGCCUGCAGCAGCCCACAGGCAUUGGCCAGCGGCCUCGGCCCAUGUCAUCAGAGGAUGGCUCCCAGGCUUCUGUUAAGAACUCCAAGCACAGCACCCAACUACACACCAACACCACCAAUGACAGAGACUGGACGACAAGAGCGUUCCCUGCCAUGCAUCGUCUGGCAGCCAGGUGAGUUGGUUCAUUAGCAUAAUGAACGGAGGGAAAGCUCUUGUCAUCGAGUGUCUUUGUCUCUGUGGGGGAGGCGGGGCUAUGGGCUACACACACACAGACACAGUGCGAUCUUCGUGAAGGGGAGAUGAGGCGGAGAAAAAAUAAACAGUUGAGCGUAAGAGAAAGACAUGGAACUUGUUCCUAAACCAAAUGCCACGGCCCAUGUGUGGGAGUAUUUUGGAUUGAAACCAAAUGACAGAGGGGAGCCCAGUAAUUUGGACGAGCCGGUGUGCCGGGUUUGUUCUAAAACCAUUUCAACAAAAAGAGCGAAUACGACCAACUUAACUUGCUUUUCGCAAUAAUUUCUGACGCAGUUAAUUGCCCAGCAAAAUUUUUUAUCAAGACAGACCUAUUGGUUAGUACUAGAGAACAGCUGUAUGGCUGUAAUAAACAUUAACAAUAAGAGAGAGCAAUAAAGUGCAGCAGGUACCAGUGCAUCAGUACUGCUGAAAGAUAUUCACAUUUGACUGGCAGUGCUUGCUGUAUGGAUCUGUGUCAGCCUCCUGAUCAGCUUGUUAAUCAGUGUGUCUCAAAGCACAUACUUCUAUACAAAACACUUAAUAUUUUGAGUGCACAAGUGCGCUAAGUGCGUUCACACUGCAUAGUACAGAAAAGUCAUAGGCUGUAAAGAUAAUGGGUGUAGCCACUGUAACUUCAUCCAGCAGUUUGUGGACUGCCAUUUUGAAGCCUCUAGUUUGGCAUUUUGGCCGUUGCAAUCUUGGAUAUCUGGAGCCAGACAUGCAAAUUUUUGGAUGAGAUGGUGGCGCUAUGGAGGAGCGAGGGGAGGCCAGAGGACACUACGCAUGCCCACCUACACCAGCAACCCAACUGAACGCUGUACCUAGCUUCCUGUGCUAAAUUGCCGCUAACAAAGUUAGCUUCCAUAAUAAAUAAGGUAAACUUUGGAGGUAAGUAUUAAAGUAAUCUUAGUGACAGUAGCUAAUUGCAUUCGUGCCCACAUUUGGCAAAUAUUAGAUAUAAGACACGUAACUUUAAGCUUGUAAUGUUAUUGUAGCGUCAGCUGAAGUUAACGUGACUGUGUGCAAGUUACUGUUUAGUGUGUGGCGUGUGGUUAGCAUAACUGCAAUUAUGCUGUGGUUAACACUUUGGCUGUCUUGGUGAGCCGAUAGCUCAAAAGCCAGCAGAUGAAAUUUAGCUUAUUUAACUCAGUUAACAUUACACCACUGUUAUUGAUUAAUGUGUAGUAUUCUCCCGGUUACAUGAAGUAAUGUUGCAGUUCAAGGUUUAGUGAGUGUGUGUUAAUAUGAAUUCUCUGUGGCUAAGGUCAGUGUCUGUAGGCUACUUGCAUGCAGGUCCUGUUCAUUUCAGUGUUGAUGACA
This is a messenger RNA of Epinephelus moara (kelp grouper), 5123 nucleotides long. Its product is annotated as 3'-5' RNA helicase YTHDC2. The transcript has 28 exons. Gene Ontology annotation, molecular function: RNA binding; protein binding; ATP binding. Gene Ontology annotation, cellular component: intracellular anatomical structure. Bases 92 to 3745 code for a protein of 1217 amino acids. The record is from RefSeq and is a predicted model, not a curated record. Lineage: Eukaryota; Metazoa; Chordata; Actinopteri; Perciformes; Serranidae.